UUCCUACAAAAUUUGAGAGUCUUGCUGUGCAGUUGUGUGUUGUGAUUGUUACUUUUUGAAACGGUCUGUGCUCGGAAAAGCUGUUCUGACCCUUCGCUCGCUGAACGGAUACUUUAUUUCAACUAGCAUUUAACGAUUCUUCGCUCGAUUAUUUGAGUUUUUGUACAUUCAAAACGUGACGACUUAGAAGAGAAAAAAGAUCAUGUUUUGUUGUUACAGCCUGCCUCCGAGAUCAGCUGUGACAGUUCUGCCACCAUAAUUCGCCAUUGAGUUAAUGGCAGCUUCGUCUGUUUAUAAGGAGAGUUGCAGAAAAGACUGCUGUAAUUAACAUCAUGGAUAACAGUUCAAAAGGAGAAUUAGAGGAUGGAAGUGUUCCGGAAACCUUGAAACCUCCGCCACGCUCGAAGUCGCGAACAAAGUCAGUGGACGAACUUUUGGCUCAUUUAGAGGAACAGAACAGGUUGUUGAGCAGUGAUUCUAAGGCACUGACCACCAUCCCAGAUGGAGCAUCUCCAAGCCUUGGCAAUAAGAGAUGGUCAGCAUGCAGUACAGGAAGUAACUCUCUAGAUGCUACAUGUGACAGUCCAGAGACACCAGACAACCAUGAUGAGUUGUGUGGCGAAGCAGACACUUAUCACCAAUGGGGACAACUCAUUAACCAUUGGUCUGAUUCUCAGAGGAAGAAACCAAAGUUUAUCAGAGAUAUGGUUAGGCGAGGUGUUCCUAAUGCAUUGCGUGGGAUGGUAUGGCAGUUACUUUGUGAAGCAAGGGAUUCUCCCCUUAGAGAUCAGUACCCCCAGCUUAUUAAGAGCAAUUCAGCAUGUGAACGGAUGAUAAAACGAGAUAUUGCAAGAACCUUUCCUGAUCAUUCAUUCUUUAAAGAUAAAGAUGGUAUUGGUCAAGGAACUCUUUAUAAUGUUAUCAAGGCAUACUCUGUGUGGGAUAAGGAAGUGGGAUAUUGUCAAGGUAGUGCAUUCAUAGUUGGCAUAUUGCUUAUGCAGAUGCCUGAGGAAGAUGCUUUUUGUGUAUUUGUAAAGCUCAUGCAGGAUUAUAGAAUGAGAGAAAUAUUCAAACCCACAAUGGCUGAACUAGGACUUUGCAUAUUUCAGCUGGAAAGCAUGUUGCAGGAACACCUUCCCCUUCUGUUUUCACAUUUUCAAGCCCAGGGAUUCCAUACAGCCAUGUAUGCAUCAUCAUGGUUCUUGACGCUUUUUGCUUCUGUAUUUCCGCUGAAUGCAUCAUUUAGAAUUAUGGAUGUCUUCAUUUGUGAGGGAAGGGAGGGUCUCUUUCGUGUCAUCAUGGCAAUGCUCACCCUUGGCCAAGAUGAGAUACUUGAACUCGAUAUGGAAGGAAUGCUGAAGUAUUUUCAAAAAACCAUGCCAGACAAAUACGAAGAGGACAUGAAUGUUUUGAUGAAAGCAGCUGCAGAAGCCAAAGUGAGCACCAAGAAAUUAAAAAGGCUGGAGAAGGAGUACACGCGUGUAAAACACAAAGAAGCAGAAGACAACGAAGAACUACGACGAUUGAAGACUGAGAAUAGACUACUGCUCCAGAGAAUCGAUGAACUGGAGAAGGAGAGUGCCAGUUUAGCUGACAGAUUAAUACAGGGUCAAAUAACUCGGGCGCAAGAACAAGAAGAAAUCUACGCUCUCAAGCGAGAUCUUGUCCUUUUGAAAAAACACGAUGAGGCAACUACUGCUGCACUUUUAGAGGCCAACAGACGAAUAGAAGAACUCUCAAUGUUUAAGAGUCACAUAAUAAACGAGAUGAGCGGGCGACAGGAUGCCUCUCCUCCCUCCCCACGGGACGUUAAGAUCAUCGCAUUGGAGGCGGAGCUGGAGGAGUACAAAAAGAGAGAAUCUAAAACAAACCAAAUGCUUAAUGAAAUGUCGAGGAGGUCACGAGAUUUAGAAAACGAGCUUUACCUCGCUAAAGAGAGUGCAGAGAAAGCGGCCGUUCCUCAAGUGGAGGAAGAAGUACAGAAAGAUGAAAAAAUUAUUUGAACAACAAUUGGUGGAAAAGAGUCGGAUCGUUUAGCUGAUAUGUAACUGACGCACGCAAGACAUGUGGAACAUUCGUUUUAAGACGAUUAAGUCAUUCAGCUUUCAUAGCUAUCAGGUCUCUUGGAUUGUCAAGGUGCCUUUAUUGAGCCCAGAAUACGAAUAAUUUGUAUUAGAUUGACUUGCGUAUCGCUGUGAUUUCUUUUCUUUUCUUUACAUUGUUUUGUAAGGAUAAGGUCGUUAUGGUCGUCGAGACGGAAGAAGGGAGUUUACAGGUGAAUUACCUGAAUUUGUCUUUUGACUAUGUUCAAAAUGUAAUGAAUAAUGUAAUUUGAUGAUAAAAAGAAUUAAUUUCGUAUUCAUUAUUAAUAGUUCUCAAUGUACUAAAGAAAGAAGGAACUUGGAAUGAUUUGUUUUAAUUUUUCCUUAGUUUUCUCUGGUUUUGAAAUGUUCUUUAUGGGCAAAAUAUGACACAAAAUGUUCAAAGAUAUAUCGAGCUAAAGAGAAACACAAGAAAGAAAAAACAUUCAAUUGUUAUCUGUUCGAAUGCUCUUGUUACAGAGGAGAGUUGUACAAUAGAAAUAAUUAAAUUAAACUGAUAUCCCACGUCGAGAAUUGUAAAAAGCGAAGGCUCGAAAUGUUGAUGUGGAAAAUGCUUUAUACGAGAAAUUAAGGUAUCUCAAUUUUUUUGGUAUUUGUAUCUUAGAUUUAAGAGUUCAAAUAUUGCUAGAGUACCUUAAAAUAUUAAUGAAGAGUAAAGUUUACUUAAUGGUUUA
Molecule: messenger RNA, 2776 nt
Organism: Stylophora pistillata
Lineage: Eukaryota; Metazoa; Cnidaria; Anthozoa; Scleractinia; Pocilloporidae
Product: EVI5-like protein
Biological process (GO): regulation of GTPase activity
Molecular function (GO): small GTPase binding; GTPase activator activity
Source: RefSeq, a predicted model, not a curated record